GAAAAUGAAAUUCGAGGACGGCAAGAAAGAUGUAUACGAGGAGGUUUUCAACUCCUUCGAUGUUGAUCAUAAUGGUUACCUCAGCGUGCGAGAAUUGGGGAAGUGUAUGAAGGCACUAGGAGACAAGUACACCGCUAAAGAUAUUAAGUUUUUAAUACAAUGCGCUGAUAAGGAUGAAAAUGGGAAGAUGGAUUGUGAUGAGUUCUGUAUGACUGCUUCUAUAAUGAACUUGGUAAGUAUGGAUAACCUGAAGCAGUUGAGGGAGGUGUUCAUCUCCUUUGAUUUGGACGGAAACGGUACAAUCAACUGUCGGGAGCUGAGUCGGUGCAUGGAGAAACUGGGACAGCCUCUUUCAAAAGCAGAAUGUAAAGAGCUGAUAGCUUCUGCAGACAAGGACGAGGAUAACUGUAUGAGCUUCUACGAGUUCGUCAUCAUGGUCAAAUCAGAGAAGAAGGACCUGGGGGAAGAUGAUCAGUCCCUGAGAGAAGCAUUCAACCUCUUCGAUAAGAAUGGUGACGGUAGUAUAGAUAAGGAGGAGUUGAGGAAGGUGCUCGAAACUAUGGAGGGCCAGAAUCCAACUGAGGAUGAGCUUGAUGAGAUGUUCAGAGAAGCGGAUUUGAACAAUAACGGUCGGAUCUCAUUCGAAGAGUUUCAGUCAAUUGUAAAUUGAUUAUUUUGUGAAACUAGGAGAUCCAAAAAACAGAGUUUAUAUUUAGGGAUUUUAACACAAACAAUGUAUCAAUGAAGUUGGUGAUUUCAUAUGGUUUAGAUAUUGGAAUUUUUAAGCUGUAGCGUAAAGAUCUGAGUAAUUUGUAUAAUGUAUAUUCGAUAUAUUUUAUGUUAUUACUCAAACAUAUAUCAAUUAAUUAUAUAAUUUUGAACGUGUUGUUUUUGAUUUAUUGAGCUGGCUGACCGAAUUUAAUGUUUGUAAAUUGUGUAUGAAAGCUGCAACAUUAUGUAUCG
Molecule: messenger RNA, 963 nt
Organism: Bolinopsis microptera
Lineage: Eukaryota; Metazoa; Ctenophora; Tentaculata; Lobata; Bolinopsidae
Product: neo-calmodulin-like
Exons: 6
Coding region: 5-670 (221 amino acids)
Molecular function (GO): calcium ion binding
Source: RefSeq, a predicted model, not a curated record